Fusarium pseudograminearum CS3096 is the source of this 1647-nucleotide messenger RNA. RefSeq lists its product as uncharacterized. The transcript is spliced from 3 exons. The coding region runs from base 1 to 1647 and encodes 548 amino acids. Lineage: Eukaryota; Fungi; Ascomycota; Sordariomycetes; Hypocreales; Nectriaceae. The record is from RefSeq and is a predicted model, not a curated record.
AUGGACUACUCCAUGUCUUCAAGCGAUGCCUCGGGCUCGCGAUCUUCCAGAUCAUCCGCCGCUACAAACGACCCUGUUCUUCGCAACACGUUGCGUUACACCAUUUCAGCACACGAAUAUGCUGCUCUGCACAAAUACAUCAUUUCACGCUCGCGCGUGCUUCGUCGAUCAACGCCUACGCCGAAUCGCGUCGAGAAGGCUCUGAAACCUCCCAAAGGCGGCGAUGAUUAUAAUGCUAGGACGAUUCGACAUGCGCUGAGGGUGUUUGUCAUGACGUUUUUGGGUAUGAAGGGAUGGGAUGCAGUUGCAAAGAGGAUGGGCAAGGAAGAAGUACAUUCGGGGCCAAAGAAGCCCUUCUACAAGUCUCCAGCUCUGAGACUAUCUAUUUCUCUUUCUACAAUCCUUCUCCUCUACAGAAUCCUCUUUCGAUUCUUCACUCGACUUCGCGUCCAUUUACUCGAUCCUCAAGUCGAGCCCUUCCGCUCGCGCAACCCCCGAACCGCAGCGAUGCUCACAUCAACUUCAGCACCAGCCAUCGGUGCAUCUUUCGCCGGUCUGGCUCUUGGAAUCUACCCAGCUCAGAAGAUGCGAGUCACCAUCGCUAUCUACACCAUCUUCCGCGCUUUGGAGUUUGCAUACAACUUUUGCGAAGCCGACGGUCUUAUCUGGGGCAAAAAGAACGGCGUCAAGAGAGAGAGACCUUGGUGGUUUGGAAGUUGGAUGCUGCAGCCUCUUGCUUUUGGACAGCUUUUCCACGCGGCUGUUUUUGAUCGGGAUUGCUUCCCUAAGCCCUUUGGGGACUUGAUCUUUAACAGCUCAUCUGGUUAUUUGCAAUCGCGUCCUCAGGAUUGGGCGUCUGGUCUCAAAUGGCCUCAGACUUCGGAGAUUGUUGAUAGCUUGGCUCAAAUGGCGCGCCUCAGCUGGCCUGCUUUUGUUUCUCCCACUUUGUUCCCUGGCAAGGAAGUUCUUCCUCCUAGCCUGACUGCAAUUGCGCCUUUGACAUCUCGAGCACACCCGCUUAUCACUUCUCUGUCAUGCGCAACAUUACAUCCAGGAGACCCUUCAUGCGCUCGAACUUACCUAACAUUCUGGCUUCAAUCUUUCCCGCCAUUUGCCCGUUUCUUUGUCGCCGUCUUUUCUGCGCUCACCGUCAUUCCUCGAUUCUCCGCUCUUUACCACAACCCCCUGGCAACCCUGCAGCUCAUCAUCACAAAAGCCCUGCGCAUGUCCACUUUUGCAACCGGUGCUCUCUCCACAGCCUGGGCGUCCAUCUGCUUCUUUCAAACGUGGCUUCCUCGUCACCUCCUCGCGACACAGCGGGUCUUCCUCGGCGGUUUCUUUGCUGGUCUUUGGGCCUUUGUCGAGCGAAAGAAUGGCCGUGGUCUCUUCUUGUACAGCGCCCGCACUAGCGUCGACAGCCUCUGGAAGGUCGGUGUUAAGCGACGCUGGUGGAAGAGCAUGAAGGGUGGUGAUGUUUGGGUCUUUAUGCUGGCUCUUAUGGUCACUGGUGUUGUCUACGAGAAGGAUGCGCAGGCCAUCCGUGAGACCAACUGGCGAAAAGGUGUUAGUUGGCUCCAGGGCCAGGGCUUCAAGGAUUGGGGCGCUGAAGAGGAUGAGGAGGAGGAUGAUAGAGAUAAGCGGGAGUAA